UAUAAACAUGAAUUCUAGAGAAGAAGAUCCUUUAAAUUAAGUAGAUUUAGAUUAAGCUUAUGAUAUUCCAAAUUAAUAAGGAGGUUUAACAUAAAAAAUUAAUGACAUCCAAGAUAUUACAGCUGAAAAAUAUGAUGACAUUAAUCAUAUGAUGAAUUAUGGAAUGAGGGUAAUGUAAGAGAAAUUAGGAUUUAGAGGAGAAAGACCUCAAAUUUAUUAAUAAACAGCUCUAUUUGUAGCUGUAAUAUAGUUAAUAAUAGCAACAUUUUUAUCAAUGUUAAUUUCAUAAACAACGUUUUUAGGUCAUGCUUGGACAUUUAUUCCUUGGUUCAAAUAUUUAUUCAUUUUAGCUUAUCUAUCGACAAUUAUUGCUAUUUAAUGUUUUACAGAAAAAAUAUAACAGGUAAUAUCUCUACAUUUAAAUAAUAGCAAAGAUAUAAUUUUGGAAUGGGUUGCAUUCAUGCACUUUCUAAAAUUAUCUUAAUAGUUUUUAUUUCCAUUUAGUUCUUUGACAUUCGAGUGGAAAUUUUUUUAGUUGCAUUAGUUGCAAUAUAGGGAUAUUUAACUCUUAAAAUAUAUAUUCCUACCUAAAAAAAUGAAGAGUUUGAUUUCAAAGUGAAGGAUUUAUGGAAAAAGAUGACAAUUUUUUAGCUUUGUGUUUCAAUUUUUUUAGUAUCUAUUUCAUUUAUUCAAGAUGUAUUUUACAAGAUCAAAUUAUUUAGUUGGAUUUUUGGUGUUUAUUUCAACUCUACUAAUAGGAAUUUACACUAUUUUAUGCUUGUAGAGAUUCAAGGAAUACUAUUACUUUUAAUUCAAUUCUAAUGAUUUGUAUUUAGGUGCAUUAUAACUGGAUGCAGAUAUGAUUUUACCUUGUGCAUUAAUAUCAUUUUAAUCAAGAAAUAAAACUUAAACACCUACACUAAAUACACCAAUUAAAAGUGAAAAGGAAAAAAUACAUCAGAGGUAAGAAUCUGAAGAAAGAAUUGCAGUACAAUCUUAAAAGAGUGUAGCUGAAUGA
Paramecium sonneborni is the source of this 1018-nucleotide messenger RNA. NCBI's taxonomy places the organism in Eukaryota, Ciliophora, Oligohymenophorea, Peniculida, Parameciidae. The record is from the annotation of a GenBank genome assembly.